AUGGUGCAUAGUUACACACCGCCCUGUGCCUUGGAUUCAAAGGUGGUUUCAAACCCACCUUUCUGUGUGGGUGUUGAAGAAGAAGAGGCACCAGAUAUAGACAUCUAUCAUUGUCCAAAUUGUGAGAAAACCCAUGGAAAGUCUACUUUGAAAAAGAAAAGAAAUUGGCAUAAACAUGAUACUGGACAGACGACAGAGGUGAAGCCCGUACAGAAUGGGAGCCAGGUCUUUAUAAAGGAACUUCGAAGUCGUACUUUUCCGAGUGCUGAAGACAUCAUUGUAAAAGUGCCAGGCAGCCAGCUAACAACAGAGUAUUUGGAAGAAAAUGGCUUUGCAGAGCCCAUCCUGGUCCCCAAGAAGGAUGGCCUGGGCUUGUCUGUACCUGCACCCACCUUCUACGUCAGCGACGUUGAAAACUACGUUGGACCAGAGAGGAGUGUGGAUGUCACUGAUGUCACCAAACAGAAAGACUGCAAGAUGAAGCUCAAGGAGUUUGUGGAUUACUACUACAGCACAAACAGGAAGAGGGUCCUCAAUGUGACCAACCUGGAGUUUUCAGACACGAGGAUGUCCAGUUUUGUAGAACCUCCAGAUAUAGUUAAGAAGUUGUCCUGGGUGGAAAACUACUGGCCUGAUGAUGCUCUUCUGGCUAAGCCGAAGGUAAACAAGUACUGCCUGAUUUGUGUGAAGGACAGCUACACUGACUUCCACAUAGAUUCAGGAGGAGCUUCUGCCUGGUACCAUGUGCUGAAGGGAGAGAAGAUCUUUUAUCUCAUCAAACCAGCCUCUGCAAAUCUUUCUCUUUAUGAACGCUGGCAAUCGGCAGCAAACCACAGUGAGAUGUUCUUUGCGGACCAAGUAGAUAAAUGUUAUAAAUGCACAGUCAAACAAGGACAGACCCUCUUCAUUCCAUCAGGUUGGAUUUAUGCAACUCUAACACCUGUAGACUGCCUGGCCUUUGCAGGACAUUUUCUACACAGUCUAAGUGUUGAAAUGCAGAUGAGGGCCUACGAAGUAGAGAGACGAUUGAAAAUUGUCAGUCUGACCCAGUUCCCAAACUUCGAAACCGCAUGUUGGUACAUGGGAAGGCAUCUACUAGAGACAUUCAAAGGUUUGCAUAAAGCCGGGCAACAACCUCCCGCUCAUUUACUCCAAGGAGCAAAAAUUCUCAACGGUGCUUUCAGGUCGUGGACUAAAAAACAGGCUUUAGCAGAACAUGAAGAUGAACUACCAGAAAACUUCAAACCAGCACAACUUAUCAAGGACCUUGCCAAAGAAAUAAGAUUAAGUGAGAAUGCUUCAAAAGCCAGCAAAGCAGAUGUGAGUGCCAACACAAAUGCUGAGGAGAUCUGUCCUGUGGAGAAGGAGGAGGCACCAUCACCUGUCCAAGUGACGCCUCCACCCCCACCUGUUGAAAAGCUCCCUAAAAAAAAGACUCCCAAGACUGUGAAAACCCCCAAACAACUCAAGCCAUCCAAACCCCCCAAACCUCCCAAGCCACCCAAGCCCCCUAAACCUCCCAAAACACCCAAAGUUAAGGGAGAAGGCAAAAAGAAAGGAAAGAAGGUGAAAGAGAGCCCACCACCAGCCAUCCCCAACCUCGACUUGCUGGAGGCACACACCAAGGAGGCUUUGACCAAGAUCGAGACACCAAAGAAGGGGAAGGCUGCAAAGAAUGUUUUAAGUGUUCCAAAUAAGGAAACUACUAGUAAGCAGAAUGAGGUGGAGAAAUUUGAAGUACGAGAGCAAAAUAAAAGCAAAACGGAAGCCAAAUGGAAAUACAAGAACAGUAAGCCUGAUUCACUUCUAAAAAUGGAAGAGGAACACAAAUCAGAAAAGAUGCCAUUAUCAGGAAAUAAGGACAAUAAAUUUAUGUUCUCCUUCUCUAAUAAGAAGUUGCUUGGUUCAAAAGGAGUCAAAACCCAACUGAACACUAGUGUGUUUGGGUCACUGCAGAAUUUUAAAGAAGAGAAAGCAAAGCCUAUACGAGAUGAAUAUGAGUAUGUCUCAGAUGAUGGUGAACUAAAAAUUGAUGAGUUUCCAAUCAGAAGGAAGAAAAACACUACAAAAAGAGAAUUGCCCUUUUUAUCAGAUAAAAAGGACACCCUGCAGCACACUCCUGUUAAGAAGCCAAAGGUGGAGCCGGUGUCGUACAAGAGUGAUGACUCGUCAGAUGAAGAUUUGCUUCACAUUGACACAGAGGCAAAGCCAGGACGUAAUUCCAAAGUAAAGAAAGAGUAUAACACCAACAGCCAGCCACCUGCCUCACCCAGCACGCAAGAAGCAAUCCAGGGCAUGCUAUCGAUGGCAAACCUCCAGUCCUCAGAGUCCUGCCUCCAGACACAAUGGGGCACCAAUCAGGCGAAGAAUAACUCCAUCUCUACACAAAACUCCAAAAAAACGGGUGGUGGCAGCAACAAAAAUGCUGGCAAACGGUUACUGAAGAAAAGCACAAAGAACAGUAUUGACAUUGAAGAUUACGAUGAAGAUCAGGACCACUUAGAUGCCUGUUUUAAAGAUUCAGAUUACGUUUACCCUUCUCUCGAAUCAGAUGAAGAUAAUCCAGUAUUCAAGUCCCGAUCAAAGAAAAGAAAAAGUUCAGAUGAUGCCCCUUACAGUCCAACAGCACGAGUCGGCCCCUCGGUGCCUCGCCAGGACAGACCCGUGCGGGAGGGCACCAGAGUUGCCUCCAUCGAAACUGGACUCGCUGCCGCCGCCGCGAAGUUGUCACAGCAGGAGGAACAAAAAGGCAAGAAGAAAAAAAAUACCAAAAAGAAGCUGUCAACCAACAACGUGAACAAAGUGGCUCAGGAAGGCAGCUCGCCAGAGCCGAAGCUGGAGCCACAUGCCAGCAGCCUCACAGAUCACGAGUACACCGCAGGGGCCAGCACCUUUGGGGUCGCCCAACCUAACAAGGGAUCGCAGCCGAUGGCACCAGGUGUUUUCCUCACACAGAGGAGACCCUCAUCAUCCUCGCAGAACAAUGCCUCCGCCAAAGGGAAGCGCACGAAGAAGGGGAUGGCCACGGCCAAGCAGCGUGACUGGCAACUGGAAAUUGAUAAAUCCCCUGCUCAAAAUGCAAAGGAUGCCAUCGCCACGGAGCACUCUGAUGUACCUCCAGCCACAGGAAAGACUCCUCCUCCUCACUCCAUGGUGAAUGGACAAUAA
Molecule: messenger RNA, 3168 nt
Organism: Chaetura pelagica (chimney swift)
Lineage: Eukaryota; Metazoa; Chordata; Aves; Apodiformes; Apodidae
Gene: PHF2
Product: PHD finger protein 2
Exons: 25
Coding region: 1-3168 (1055 amino acids)
Biological process (GO): protein demethylation; regulation of transcription by RNA polymerase II
Molecular function (GO): transcription coregulator activity; histone demethylase activity
Source: RefSeq, a predicted model, not a curated record